Messenger RNA from Aspergillus mulundensis, 4398 nucleotides. Its product is annotated as ABC transporter, integral membrane type 1. Gene Ontology annotation, biological process: transmembrane transport. The coding region runs from base 1 to 4398 and encodes 1465 amino acids. Gene Ontology annotation, molecular function: ATP hydrolysis activity; ABC-type transporter activity; ATP binding. Gene Ontology annotation, cellular component: membrane. Lineage: Eukaryota; Fungi; Ascomycota; Eurotiomycetes; Eurotiales; Aspergillaceae. The record is from RefSeq and is a predicted model, not a curated record. The transcript is spliced from 12 exons.
AUGUCUUCCUGUCCCGGAGACGCCGCGUUCGGCCCCAGAGUCGACACCACCUGCCGCGCCUUCGACUUCACCCUGACCUUCGAGGACGCACUGCUCUCCUGUCUCCCAGCAGCCCUAUUCCUCCUCUUCAUCCCACUGCAGCUCUACCGACUAUGGAAACAGGCCCGUCUCGUCCAGCGAUCAGCGCUCUUGGCCGCGAAGCUUGGCUCCCUCGGCGCGCUGUUGAUCUGCCAGCUCGUCUUUCUUAUCCAGCGACAGCUCCAUUCCUCAGCAUUGCGAGAUACCCUCUCCCUCCCAGCGGAUAUCCUCGAGCUCCUGGCCAUCGUCUUCGCAGGGAUCCUCUCGUACAUCCACCACUGCCGCUCCAUCCGCCCGUCGACACUCCUGGUCCUGUUCCUGUCGGCGCGCUCGCUCCUGGGUAUCGCGCGCGUCCGGACACUAUGGCUUGUUGCGGAUCCUUCCGGGGCUGCAGUCCCGUUUACCGUCGGAUUCGCGAUAACCCUCCUCUGCACAAUCCUCGAGUCAACAGGGAAAGCAUCUAGCCUUGUUGCGGUUGAGAAACCCCCCGCUACCCCCGAGCCCUUCAGCGGCCUCUGGAAGCUAGCGAGUUUUGCCUGGCUGGCCGGGACGUUCAGGCGCGGGUACACGAAGGUCCUGUCUGUCGAUGACCUGCCGGAGCUGGAUCCGCAGCUGGACAGCGGUGUUGUAGGCGAGAGACUGGAAAGAGCCUGGGCACGGGCAGACAAGACAUCCAAACACGCCCUCCUCCGCACCUGCCUCCACGCCUACUCCACCCCUCUCCUAUCAGCCAUCAUCCCCCGCCUCCUCGUAACAGGCUUCACCUUCUGCCAGCCCUUCCUGAUCAACGCGACCGUGUCAUGGGUCGGGACGCCAGAGCCCGAAGCACCAGGUGACAGCGGCAAAGCGCUCAUCGGCGCCUUCGCGCUCGUGUACGUCGGGCUCGCCGUCUGCACCGCGCUCUUCGGGUACCAGAACUUCCGCUUUGCGAUCCGGCUGCGUGCGGGGUUGAUCGGUCUUGUCCAUCGACAGACUGUGCGUGUGCGCGCUGUGGAUCUCGGUGGUACGACGGCGAUUGCGCUCAUGGGGACGGAUGUCGAGCGGAUUGUGGGUGGGUUUCGGUCGCUGCAUGAGCUGUGGGCGAGUUUGGUGGAGGUUGCUGUUGCUAUCUACCUCCUGGAGAGGCAGGUGGGUGUUGCGUGCUUGGUGCCGGGGGUUAUUGUUGUUGUCUUCAUCUCCGCGACGUUCAAGCUCUCCGCCUACACGAAUAAAUACCAGCGCCUGUGGAUCGAAAAGGUCGAAGAUCGCCUCCGACUGACAUCGUACACCCUCGAGAACAUCAAGGCAGUCAAGAUGCUCGGUCUGUCAGACAAGAUCUUUGGCAUCGUGCAGCGGCUCCGGGAAGCCGAGAUCGCGACCUCUGCGGUCUUUCGCAAGUUGCUGAUUGGGACGAUUACGCUGUCCAACUCUCCGGCCGAUCUCGCCCCCAUGGCCACCUUCGCAGUCUACGUGAUCAUCGCCCUCGUCCGCAACGACAACUCCAUUCUGGCCGCGCAGGCCUUCACCUCCCUCUCGCUGAUCAACCUCGUCACAACCCCGGUCCUGACGUUCAUCCAGGCGGUGCCGGACGUCAUCCAGUGCCUGGGGUGCUUUGACCGGAUCCAGGAGUACUGCAGUGUGUCGACGGCGCAGGGGAAUGAACCUGACGAGGCGCAUGGAGAAGAUAAAAAAUCCAUAGCGCUCGUGGAAAUGCCGAGCGAACCAACCAAAAAGGGCGAGCUGGUGACAUUCUCCAACUACACCGCGGCCUGGAAGAGGGGCGCUGCGCCAGUGUUACGAGAUAUCAGUCUAACCAUCAACCACGGCAUCACGAUGCUAAUCGGCCCCGUCGGCAGCGGCAAGUCAACGCUCCUGGAGAGCAUACUCGGCGAGACGCUCGUUACAUCCGGACAGCUAGAGGCAGGCCCAUCUUUCUCAAUGUCCUCAGUGGCCUACUGCUCGCAGACGCCCUGGCUCCAGAGCCAGACCAUCAAAGAGAACAUCAUCGCUGCCUCCCCCGUCGACGAAACCUGGUACAAGACGGUCAUCGCCGCCUGCGGACUGACGAGUGAUCUGGCUCGUCUUCCGGCCGGAGACGCCACGGCCGUAGGGAGCGGCGGGAUGGCGCUGAGUGGAGGGCAGAAGCAGAGGAUUGCCCUCUCCCGAGCCCUCUACUCCCGCGCCCGUGUCGUCCUCCUCGACGACGUCUUCAGCGGCAUCGACGCAGCGGGGACAGAACGUAUCGCGCGGAAUCUGUUUGGUGAGCAGGGGCUUUUCCGCAAGAUUGGGAGUUCGGUUGUGCUUGCUACGCACUCGGGCUACCUCCUCCGCUACGCCGACGACAUCCUCGUCCUUCGCGACGGGCAGGUCGCUGGGCAAGGUACACUGGAGGCGCUGACUGGAAGCGAUUAUGUCCAGGGGCUACAGAUCACACUUCCUACGUCUUCUUCUAUCAGUAGCAGCAGCGAGGAUGCCAGCGAGACAGACCCGGAAGCCGAUAUCGACAGCCAAAAGGACGAGACCAACCCCAGCGAGAACGAAAGCGACGAACUCCUCGAGCACGCCCUCGCAGACCCGGCCCGGCGCAACGGCGACUGGUCCGUCUACGCAUACUACAUCUCCUCCGGCGGGCGGACGACGGUCGCAGCCACGCUGGUCCUGAUUAUGGGCUGGACGUUCUGUCGCGAGUUCCCAACAAUCUGGCUCGACUGGUGGACCGAGGCGAAUGCGCGGUCCCCGAACUCGCAGGCCGGCAUGUAUCUCGGCGUCUACGUGAUGUUCGGUCUGGUUGGGACGGUGUUGAUGGUUGUGGCAUGUUGGCUCUUCUGCGUCACCAUCGUCUCCCAAUCCGCCCUGAGUCUACACAAGAACCUCGUCGAUAGCACAGCCAGAGCCCCGCUGCACUUCUUCCAGCGCGUCGAAAUCGGGAGCAUCACCAACCGCUUCAGCCAAGACAUGGACCUCAUCGACAUGACCCUCCCCAUCGAAGCCCUGAACGUGCUCGCCGCGCUCUCCACAAGCAUCCUGAAACUCCUCAUCCUCGCCUCCUUCGCCCGGUACCUCGCGGCCGCGAUCCCCUUCCUCAUGCUCGCCGUGUACGUCACGCAAGCUCUGUACCUGCGCACGUCGCGGCAGAUGCGCCUGCUCGACAUCGAGGCCAAGGCGCCGCUGUACACGCACUUCCUGGAGCUUGUGGCGGGGGGUUCGACGGUCCGCGCGUUCGGGUGGCAUGCCUCGUUCCAUUCGACCCUUCUCUCCCUCCUCAACUCGUCCCAGCGCCCCGUGUACUUCCUCUACUGCAUCCAGCAGUGCUUGGGGUUUGUGCUGGAUGUCCUGGUUACGAUUUUAGCGGUGGUCUUGGUCACGACGGUUGUGGUUCUGCGCGAGAAGUUCGAUGCGGGCGAUGUGGGCGUUGCGCUGCUGAUGGUCAUGACGUUCAACUCGCAGCUCAUGCACCUGGUCAAGUGCUGGACGAUGAUGGAGACGAGUAUCGGGGCCGUCAAGCGGGUGAAGGAUUUUGUGGGGACGACUGAGGCAGAGGAUGAUGCGCUGCCUCAGGUGAAACCAGACUUGCCAGACGUGUGGCCGGCGGAGGGGGCGAUCUCGUUUGAGGGCGUUGUCGCUGGGCAUUCGCCAACAUCCCCACCCGUCCUAAAGAACCUCACCCUGUCCAUCCCACCAGGCUGCAAGCUCGCAAUCGUCGGAUCCUCCGGCAGCGGAAAGACAACGCUGCUUCUUUCCCUCCUCCGCAUUGUAGAGCCGCAAUCGGACUCGGGGAGGAUCGUCAUCGACGGCGUCGAUCUAUCAUCGUACCCGCGCGAGGAGGUCCGCAAGAGACUGAACGUCAUCACGCAAGACCCGUUCCUGGUGUCUGGGAGCGUGCGAUUCAAUGUCGAUCCGUGGGGACAGGUCGCCGAUGGGGAUAUCGUGAAGGCGUUGGAGAGGGUCGGGCUGUGGGAUUUUAUUCUACAGCAAGAUACAAAGGGUGACGGGCUGGAUGCGCAGAUCAACGCGGCCAUGUUCUCCGUCGGGCAACGGCAACUUCUCUGUCUUGCGCGUGCUAUGGUCAGGCCCGGUAGAGUGUUGAUAUUGGAUGAGGCGACGAGCAGUGUCGACCACAGCACCGAGUCAACGAUGCAGAGCAUCCUGGAAACGGAAUUCGCAAGCCACACCAUCCUCUCUGUGCUGCACCGGCUGCGGUAUAUCCACCGCUACGACAAAGUUGCUGUUCUUGAUGCUGGAAAUCUGGUGGAGUUCGAUAGUCCGCAGGUCUUGCUGGAGAGGGAGGGGUCGAGGUUUGGCCAGCUGUGGAGGUCCGGAGAGUAUGCGAGUGAUGAGUAG